AUGGAGGACGGCAUGAGAUCUGGAGAUGCCGCUGGCUCAGUGGUGGUGGAUAAUGAAGAUGGCAAGCCCUCGGUCUUUUACCAGAUCUACACACACUGCUGGUUUCAGAUUAUCCUUAUCAGCUUCAUCUGUUUCUGUUGCCCUGGCAUGUACAAUGCACUCACCGGUCUAGGAGGCUCCGGCCAAGUCGACCAGACAGUGGCCGCCAAUGCCACCGUUGCGCUCCUCGCCGCGACGGCAGCUACUGCGCUUUUCGUGGUAGGACCUAUCUUUGACCGUGUUGGUCCUCGAGUAUGCCUCCUGCUCGGUGGAUGGACCUAUCCCUUGUACUCGGGCAGUUUGCUGUGCUUCAAUGCUACCCAGAACGGUGCCUUUGUGAUUGCUUCUGGCGCAAUUCUUGGUGUAGGCGCCUCCUUCCUAUGGGUUGCACAGGGCGCUAUCAUGACUACCUACGUCAAGGAAUCGCAAAAAGGACGAGCCAUUGCCGCGUUCUGGAUCAUCUUCAACCUUGGUGGUGGGGUGGGAUCCCUCGCGAGCUUUGGCCUCAACUAUCACUCAAAGAGCGGCACUGUUUCAGACGGAACUUAUAUCGCUCUACUCAUCAUCAUGGCCAUUGGGUGGUUGUUGGGAGUCCUCAUCUGCCCUCCCACAAGCGUGCGCGUUUCCCAGCUACAAGCUACGCCACAGUCUGAGAAGAACUGGCGUAAGACGGCCCGACAGGCACUUCAUACUAUGACCGACUGGCGCGUACUGUGCAUGCUCCCGUUAUUCUUUUCGGCCAACGUCUUCUACUCCUACCAGCAGAACGUGGUCAAUGGUAUGACUUUCAAUAUCCGGACACGCUCGCUCAAUGGUGCCCUCUAUUGGAUUGCGCAGAUGCUGGGUGGUUUGAUCAUCGGUCUCAUCCUGGACAUGCCAGGCUUUAACCGGCCCAUGCGCGCUCGCAUUGGCUGGGUUUUCCUGUUUGUGACGGGCAUGGCCAUCUGGGGUGGUGGAUAUGCAUUCCAGAAAUGGUCGGAUCGUCGAAUGGCCGCGGGCCUCAAGCAGGACAUUGAUUAUACUCAAGGAAGUCUCUCUGUCGGUCCGAUCUUCCUCUACAUCUUCUACGGUGCCUACGAUGCCUUUUGGCAAUCUUUCUGCUACUGGCUCAUGGGUGCCCGUUCCAACUCCCCCGCCGAGACUGCGAUCACGGUUGGCGCGUAUAAAACGUUCCAGGCUACGGGAGGUGCCAUGGCCUGGCGCAUCAAUGCCUUGAAGAAGCCCGCCAUGACGCAGUUUGCGAUGGACUGGGGUUUAUGCAUGGGCUCCCUCGUCAUUGCCAUUCCAGCAGUCCUUGCAGUCACUCUCACCAGUGACCCAGAUGCGGAGGCUGUCGAAGGUAGGGAUACUGCAGACUUGAAGGAGAAAUCUCAGGUGGAAGGCAAGGCGUGA
Molecule: messenger RNA, 1431 nt
Organism: Penicillium cataractarum
Lineage: Eukaryota; Fungi; Ascomycota; Eurotiomycetes; Eurotiales; Aspergillaceae
Product: putative MFS transporter
Exons: 3
Coding region: 1-1431 (476 amino acids)
Biological process (GO): transmembrane transport
Molecular function (GO): transmembrane transporter activity
Source: RefSeq, a predicted model, not a curated record